This is a messenger RNA of Brachypodium distachyon (stiff brome), 1266 nucleotides long. RefSeq names its product mediator of RNA polymerase II transcription subunit 9. Bases 366 to 806 code for a protein of 146 amino acids. Gene Ontology annotation, cellular component: mediator complex. The record is from RefSeq and is a predicted model, not a curated record. NCBI's taxonomy places the organism in Eukaryota, Viridiplantae, Streptophyta, Magnoliopsida, Poales, Poaceae. The transcript has 6 exons.
UAAAGUUGAUCUCGGGGCCAUCGUGAAGGAAACUGAAUCGGGGAGAGCAGGCGCAACGCAACGCAACGCCGCCGGUCCCCUCAAGGCUCUGCCGCAGUGCUGCCCGCCGCCCGCCUCCACCCAGCCACACGCCACGUCCUCCGCUGGCCGGCUCCCCGGUUCCCGCAAGCCCCGCCCGCUAGGUCAGGGAGUCGCGCUCGCCGUCAGCCCACCGCGGCAGCGCAGGCUCGCCGUCCGGGUGUCCGGCUGUCUCCCGUCGCCGACUCGUCGUUUCCUCCGACUGUCCGACUCCCCAUUAAAGUCCACUGUCCACCUCAAAUCACCAAUCGGAAUUUUUUUGGCCUAAACUCUUUGGCCCGGGGCAGAUGGACCAACAUCACCCGCCGCAGUACGGGGAUCCUUACCGGGCGCUGGUGCCGUCCCCGCAGCCCGACCAUCUCCAUGCCCUCCAAUACCAGCAGCCGCAGCCUCAGCAAGUAACACCGCUGCCGCAGCAACAGCAUCACUCUUCGCUUGCAUCCCACUUCCACCUUCUCCACUUGGUGACAAGGUUAGGUGAUGCCAUUGGAACAGGCACAAGGGAUCAAACUUUUGAUGCACUGGUUGAAGAAUUGACAAGUCAAUUUGCCAGGUGCCAACAAUUAUUGAACUCCAUAUCCGGAACACUAAGCUCGAAAUCUAUUACGGUUGAAGGACAACAGCAAAGUUUAGAAGAAACACGGCAGCUUCUCGAUCAAAGGAAGGAUUUGAUCACAAAAUACAGAAGCUCAGUGGAGGACCUGCUUAAGGGGGAUACAACAAGGUAGGAACACUGCAAUGACUGCUAUUUGGUUAUUCUCAGAAUGUUCAGAUGGAGCUCCCCACUGCCCAAUAGCAGUCUGUUAUCAUGCAAACGAGCAAGUAGUCCACACGCGUAUGUGCUUUUGUUUGAGGUUUAGGCACAGUCCAUUCUCAUACUCAGUUCAUCUCAAAUGGGCAAGCAUUGGAAAUGGAAACCACUAUAAAUAAAAUCAUGCCAGCAAUGUCAUGAAUCUUUAGCCUGAGAUUCAGUGUAAUGAUAAAUUUCGCACAUAAGAAUCUGGGGACAACCCUGAUCAGUUGGAUUAUUACGAAAGUAUUUAACUGUCUUAUCAAAUACUCUCUUCAUUCCAAAAUGUAAGGCGUGUGAAACUUUGUUGACUGUAUUAAGUUUGGCUAACAACAAUGCUAAACCGCUCCGUUACUGUACCAUGUCCGCUUCCGAUAUUAUACAUCACAUUCUAUAUU